Messenger RNA from Wasmannia auropunctata (little fire ant), 1033 nucleotides. RefSeq names its product rRNA-processing protein UTP23 homolog. Gene Ontology annotation, cellular component: small-subunit processome; nucleolus. The record is from RefSeq and is a predicted model, not a curated record. Bases 131 to 889 code for a protein of 252 amino acids. Lineage: Eukaryota; Metazoa; Arthropoda; Insecta; Hymenoptera; Formicidae. The transcript has 3 exons. Gene Ontology annotation, molecular function: small ribosomal subunit rRNA binding.
UUGCGAUAGAUGGAUCUCACCAUCAGUCCAAUUGUAUUUUCAAUAAGAGGAGCACGAGAAAAUUAUUAGGUUAGCUUGGAUGUCCAAUCUUUGAGAAAGAGAACAGUUUAAUCAAAAUAAUCUUUUUAAAAUGAAGACUUCGCGAACCAAGAAAGCCCGGAAAACUCUUGGGUUUUAUGUGAACAAUUACAAGUUUCAUCAACCAUUUCAAGUCCUGAUUGACGGCACAUUUGCGUUUGCGGCAUUACAGAACAAAUUUAACAUACAGGAGCAACUUGCAAAGUACUUUCAGUCUGAAAUAAAGCUCCUAACAACUGCAUGUAUCAUCUCGGAAACCGAGAAACUUGGUUUAUUCUCGCCAGCAGUUAACGGUGCCACGCAAAUAGUGAAGCAAUACGUUGUACACAGAUGUGGGCAUGAAAAGAAGCCAAUAAGCGGCACAAAAUGUUUACUAUCUAUGAUAGGAAAAGACAAUAGAUAUAUUGUUGCAACGCAAGAUCGUGAACUUCAGGAUAAAUUGAGGCUAAUUCCAGGAGUUCCUGUCAUUUAUUUACAUGGAAAAGCACCCACGCUGGACUCUCCUUCGGAGACAAGCCGCAAACAUGCCGAAGCUAUGCAAAAAGGUUUAGGCAUGACUACAUGGGAGAGAGAGAAUGUAAAGGUAUUGCGAAAGCAAGCAGGAUUAGAGGAGGGGAGUAAAUUGAAGAAGAGGAGGAAAAAGGGAGGACCAAAUCCGCUUAGUUGUCUGAAGAAAAAGAAGAAACCGGAAACAACAAUGAACAAAAAUGGUACAAAGUCAUCUGGCAAGGUCAGAAAAAGGAAAAUUAAAAUAGCGUCACACAUCAAAGAGGCUUUACUGACGGAAUUUAAGAAUGAACGUAGAACGUAGAAUUACGUGAUUCAUGUGAAUUUUCAAUAUAUAUUCUGUGAAUACAAAAUAUUAAGAAGCGAAAUUGUUAAAAACUGCAAAUUGAAAAAUGCGUUUUUUGCAUAUUGGAUCAAUAUGCAAUAGCUUUUGUUGACUUGGAGAAAA